Messenger RNA from Mangifera indica (mango), 3981 nucleotides. Its product is annotated as pentatricopeptide repeat-containing protein MRL1, chloroplastic. The record is from RefSeq and is a predicted model, not a curated record. Gene Ontology annotation, molecular function: protein binding. The transcript has 19 exons. The coding region runs from base 176 to 3478 and encodes 1100 amino acids. Lineage: Eukaryota; Viridiplantae; Streptophyta; Magnoliopsida; Sapindales; Anacardiaceae.
GCCAUUUUAACGAGAAAACAAAACGACACCGUGGUCAUCAACCAACAAUCGUAGUGUAUCUCGUCAUUUCAUAACCGAUUCUCAUCGACCUCUCCUUCAAUUCUCCUAUCCUCAGCAAACCCAACCCGACCAACGCACACAGACUCGCUCUCUCACAGAAGCUUACACUUGGUAGAUGGACGCUAACUUCUUCUCCUUAAAAUCUCAAACAUUAGCCGUCGUCACGGCUUCCACACCCUCACUCUCCUCCUUCAUUUCACCCACUCUCCGUCCACAAUUUCUCAGGCCUGCCAAUACUUCUCGAAUGAAAAAAUGCAACAAACUCGGCCUUCUUCACACUCGCGCCUCCCCUCAACUUCUCGUCCGAGCUUCUCUCGAUUCCGAUUCCAAUUCCUUUUUUAUCGUCGUCGCUUUUGCAACCUUCACUGCUGUCGCGUACUUCAAUCACUUUCUUAAGAUUAGCAGGACUAGUUCCAAAGAGGUGUCGGGUACCUCAAAUAAUGUGUUAUCUCAACUAGGAAAUACAGUGAACUAUACCACUGAAAGUCAGAAUGGGGCUACUUCAAGAGAAAAUGACUGCUUGAUAGAGAAUGAAACCAAUCUAGUUUCUGAGGAAGAAAAUGCCCAUCAUCAAUUUCAGGAAUCUAUGUUGGUGCAUGAAGGCUCCCUGUUGACAGGUACAUCAAAUUCACUUGGUGUUGAGUCUCUUGUCUCAAGUGUUGGUGGUUAUGUUUCUCCUCAAGAAUCUGAAGCUACUGCUCUACCUUUGCCACCUCUUGUGCUCCCUGAACCAAGUGUUGUUCAGCCACUUAUGUUUGCAGCUGAUAUGUCAGAACUGCAGGUGAAGAAAGAUCAAAGAGAAAUUGAUGUGGGCACUGAGUUUCCUGGUCCGACAGUAAAUAUCAAGUCUAUUGCUUUGUUAGUUUCAGAAAACAAUGCUCAUACUGAAGAAUAUGAAGAACGAAAAUUACAUCGUAGACUUGUUGAAGAGGGUGAGAAAACUACGUGUUAUGGUGUCUUCCAAGAAUCAGUCAGAGAAGAACAAUACACAUUUCAUGGGGCAAAUCAAUCAGUGCUGAAGCCCCUAGCAAGUUUGGCUGCUGUACAAGCUAUAUCUUCUUAUGCUUCUCCUAUGAAUAGCUAUAGCCUUUUUUCACUGAAGAGGAAUACUGAAAUUAAAGGAGCAGAAUUAUCAGUACAGGAUUCUUUACAAACUGCAGAGUAUUUCCAAAGAAAAAUUUCUCUUUCACAUAAAGAAGGAGCUUUCCACAAAAGAAAAGGCAUAAGGAGAGGCAGGGACAUCCCCAGAAACAAUGAAAGUGUAAAUCUGGUACAAGAACACAGCAGAAAUUUGCAGCAAUUACCCUAUCCAAAUGGGAUGCAUGCUAAUGACACUGAUCUCUCCGAGAAAUUAAGUGUUUACAAUCGCUUGCUGAGAGUUGGGAGGUUAACUGCUUGCGUAGAUUUGCUUGAAGACAUGGAAAGAAGGGGUUUGUUAAAUAUGAAUAAGGUUUAUCAUUCAAGGUUUUUUAAUACAUGCAAAAGUCAAAAGGCUACUGGAGAAGCUCUUCGUUUCUUCAAGCUGAUCUCAAACCCAACCUUGAGUACAUUUAACAUGCUGAUGUCUGUGUAUGCAAGUUCUCAAGAUUCUGAGGGUGCUUUUCAAGUUUUGCGACUUGUUCAGCAGGCUGGAUUGAAAGCUGAUUGUAAACUUUACACGACUUUAAUAUCAACCUGUGCUAAAUGUGGGAAAGUUGAUGCAAUGUUUGAGGUGUUCCAUGAGAUGGUUAAUUCUAGAAUAGAGCCAAAUGUUCAUACUUAUGGGGCACUUAUCGAUGGUUGUGCGAAAGCAGGGCAAGUGGCUAAGGCUUUUGGUGCUUAUGGGAUUAUGAGGUCUAAGAAUGUGAAACCGGACAUAGUUGUAUUCAAUGCACUUAUCACUGCAUGUGGUCAAUCGGGAGCUGUUGAUCGUGCCUUUGAUGUUUUAGCAGAAAUGAUCGCAGAGACACGGCCUAUAGACCCUGAUCAUAUUACAGUUGGUGCCCUGAUAAAGGCUUGUGCUAAAGCUGGUCAGGUUGAUCGAGCACAAGAAGCAUACAAGAUGAUCCAUAAAUAUAAUAUCAAGGGCACUCCAGAGGUGUAUACCAUAGCUGUCAACUGUUGCAGCCAGACUGGUGAUUGGGAGUUUGCAUGCAGCGUGUAUAGUGACAUGAUAAGGAAAGGGGUGGUCCCUGAUGAGGUGUUUCUCAGUGCAUUGAUUGAUGUUGCAGGGCAUGCUGGAAAAUUAGAGGCUGCCUUUGAAAUCCUGGAGGAAGCUGAGACUCGAGGAAUGCAUCUUGGAAUUAUAUCAUAUAGCUCACUGAUGGGUGCCUGUAGCAAUGCCAAAAACUGGCAGAAGGCACUGAAGCUAUAUGAAGAUAUGAAGUCCAUUAAACUGAAACCCACAAUUUCUACUAUGAAUGCAUUAAUUACUGCAUUGUGUGAAGGGGAUCAAUUACUGAAGGCAAUGGAAAUUCUAUCAGAAAUGAAGAGAUUAGGCCUCUGCCCAAACAGCAUUACAUACUCCAUACUCAUAGUGGCAAGUGAAAAAAAGGAUGAUGUAGAUGUAGGCCUCAUGCUACUUUCUGAAGCAAAAGAAGAUGGAAUUACUCCUAACCUCACUAUGUUUAAAUGUGUAAUUGGCAUGUGCUUGGGGAGAUUUAAGAAGGCUCGUACCCUUGGUGAGCAUGUUUUGUCUUUCCAUUCGGGACGACCACAUAUAGAAAAUAAAUGGACGUCAUUGGCUUUAAUGGUGUACCGUGAAGCAAUUAUAUCUGGUACAAAACUGAAUUCAGAACUUGUUUCGCAAGUUUUGGGAUGCUUGCAGCUCCCUUAUGGUGCUGAAGUGAAAGAUAGACUGGUUGAAAAUCUGGGAGUCAGUCUUUACUCAUCAAAAUCCUCAAAAGUUUGUUCAUUGAUUGAUGGAUUUGGGGAGUAUGAUCCUCGUGCUUUCUCAUUACUUGAGGAAGCUGCUUCCCUUGGAGUUGUUCCUUGUGUAUCCUUCAAAGAAAGUCCGAUUGUUAUUGAUGCUAAAAAGCUGCAGAUACAUACUGCUGAGGUGUACCUACUAACUGUUCUGAAAGGUCUCAAGCAUCGGCUUGCUGCUGUUUGCACAGGUGUGAAACUGCCCAAUAUAACCAUUUUACUGCCCGUGGAGAAGAUGGAAAUCAUGUCCUUGAGAGGAGAGAAAACAAUCAAUCUUGCAGGAAGGACCAGCCAGGCAAUUACAGCAUUAUUGAGAAGGCUAGGACUAACUUACCAAGGGAAGGAAUCAUAUGGAAAAAUUAGAAUCAAUGGGCUUGCCUUAAGAAGAUGGUUCCAGCCCAAGCUUUCUUCUCCUUUCCUAGGAAAACCAGGGGAGCUAAGUUCAUUACAAUUGGGAAAAGGAAUCACUCAUCAGCAGCGCAAUAUUCGAACUGGUAAUCUUUCUUUAGAGUGAAGAGAGAAAUAUUUAGCUUCUAGCAGGAAGACUUGGGAUAUGGUGAAAAUGCUCAUUUCCAAAUGUGAGCCUUUGAUAUGCCCCAAACCCAACUUGCAUCUCCAUAGUAUGCACAAUUUGUGAAUGGAUGAAGACCAUUCUUUCUUACUGUAACUUUGUGGAAGUAUGGUGUGGAAGAGAAAAACAUGAAUACGGUUUCAGAUCUCAUAGCUAUCCCAGAUAACAGGAAGACCCACAUUCAUAUUCCAUUUUGAAAAGUAUAAUAAAUCAAAAAGUUUGCAAGGCUUCCAUGCUGGAAACUUCAGGUACAAAUGUUUCCACUUUUUAUGGAAUUAGUAUUAAAUUUUUAGAAUGCGUAAUAAUGUUUAUUACCACUUGUAUGAGCUGUAAAUUAGAGUGUUUCCAAUGUUGUAGCUAUAAAUUCCAGUUGCCACAACUAAAGUUAUGUAAUCCAUGCAUACUACUUUAAAAAGUAAUAUACUGCUUGCAAACUGUCCAAAACA